This is a messenger RNA of Silurus meridionalis, 2335 nucleotides long. It is a transcript of the gene tubg1, whose product is annotated as tubulin, gamma 1. The transcript is spliced from 11 exons. Lineage: Eukaryota; Metazoa; Chordata; Actinopteri; Siluriformes; Siluridae. The coding region runs from base 132 to 1487 and encodes 451 amino acids. Gene Ontology annotation, biological process: mitotic cell cycle; mitotic spindle organization; microtubule nucleation. Gene Ontology annotation, molecular function: structural constituent of cytoskeleton; GTP binding. Gene Ontology annotation, cellular component: gamma-tubulin complex; cytoplasm; nucleus. The record is from RefSeq and is a predicted model, not a curated record.
GCGCAGUGAGUCUCCCACUCAAUUGUGCGGUAUUUUGGUGUGUUGAAUCGGGAGACGUUUUGGGUGCAGCGCCGGAGCGGAGACUUCAGCAGAACCUUCUUCCGCUACAUUUCUCUCCGACCACAGCCAGCAUGCCUCGGGAGAUUAUCACGCUGCAGCUGGGACAGUGCGGGAAUCAGAUUGGUUUCGAGUUCUGGAAACAGCUGUGUGCGGAGCACGGCAUCAGCCCCGAGGGCAUCGUGGAGGAGUUCGCCACCGAGGGCACGGACCGGAAAGAUGUGUUCUUCUAUCAGGCGGACGACGAGCACUACAUCCCCCGAGCCGUUCUCCUGGACCUGGAGCCUCGAGUCAUCCACACCAUCUUGAACUCGCCCUAUGCUAACCUAUACAACCCUGAGAACAUCUACCUCUCCGAGCAUGGAGGAGGAGCAGGAAAUAACUGGGCCAGCGGCUUCUCUCAGGGGGAGAAGAUCCAUGAGGACAUCUUUGACAUCAUAGAUCGAGAAGCAGAUGGCAGUGACAGUCUGGAGGGAUUUGUGCUGUGUCACUCUAUUGCUGGAGGCACAGGAUCUGGUCUUGGCUCCUACCUUUUGGAGAAACUUAAUGACAGAUAUCCCAAGAAGCUGGUGCAGACCUACUCUGUGUUUCCUAACCAGGAUGAAAUGAGUGAUGUGGUUGUGCAGCCCUACAACUCCCUGCUCACCCUCAAAAGACUGACCCAGAAUGCAGACUGUGUGGUGGUGCUGGAUAACACGGCUCUGAACAGAAUCGCUACAGACAGACUGCACAUCCAGAAUCCCUCAUUCUCUCAGAUCAACCAACUGGUCUCCACCAUCAUGUCUGCCAGCACGACGACGCUUCGUUACCCUGGAUACAUGAACAACGAUCUGAUCGGUCUGAUCGCGUCACUCAUCCCCACUCCUCGUCUCCACUUCCUCAUGACUGGUUAUACACCGCUGACCACUGACCAAUCAGUAGCGAGUGUGAGGAAGACAACGGUCCUGGAUGUGAUGCGGAGACUCUUGCAGCCCAAGAACGUCAUGGUGUCCACGGGGCGAGAUCGUCAGACCAACCACUGUUACAUCGCCAUCCUCAACAUCAUCCAGGGAGAGGUGGAUCCUACACAGGUCCACAAGAGCCUCCAGAGAAUCCGAGAGAGGAAGCUGGCCAAUUUUAUCCCGUGGGGUCCCGCUAGCAUUCAGGUAGCGCUCUCGCGCAAGUCCCCCUACCUGCCGUCGGCUCAUCGCGUCAGCGGCCUCAUGAUGGCCAAUCACACCAGCAUUUCCUCGCUGUUCGAGAGGACGUGCCGUCAGUACGACAAGCUGCGCAAGCGCGAGGCUUUCCUCGAGCAGUUCCGCAAGGAGGACAUAUUCAAGGACAACUUCGACGAGCUGGACAACUCGCGUGAGGUCGUGCAGAACCUGAUAGACGAGUACAGCGCCGCCACACGGCCCGACUACAUCUCCUGGGGAGCACAGGAGCAGUAACACACACACACACACACACACUCACACACUCAGAGGCUCUGGACUUAAAUGCUCAUCUUCAUUUCCUUGUUUGAAUGUGUAAACAAGAGUGUGUGUGUGUGUGCACCAGAGUGUAUCAGUCUUUCUCUUUCAGUCUAUAGUAAAAACCUUUAUCCUUCAUUCCAUACACACAUUUACAGUAAGGACCACACACACAUCCAGGGUCCUGAAUAAGCAGAUAAGGCAGGGUGGUCUCGCAAAACGGCUCUGUAGGGGGAAAAAAAGAUAAACCCACUAAGGGAAAAAGGCAAAGAGAAGAAAAGAUCCAUUACUGCACUUUUCUGUUUUGCUCACUCUCUGUCUCACACACACACACACACUUUUUUCCUAUCAGGAAGUGCUGUGGCUUUUCAUGGAUCGAUCGUUCACUCGUCAUGGAAGUUGGAAGCUUUUAAUAAAGACGAUUAAUCUCGCUAAUAAUCACCAUCCGUCUUCAUCUCCAGCGGUUUCCCACCACAAGAAUCCUUCAAAUCAGGUCCCGGGUCAUGCAGCUGAUCCGAGUACAGAAACAAAUCCCAUGCAUUUCAGUGUCCGAGCUCAGGAACGAGCAGAUUAGUCGAAUCAGACGUCUUCGAGCUCUUACAUUCAGCAGGACUACGACUGUAUCGUAGAAAACGCAAAGCUCUUUCUGAAAGCUUCACGGGUUCCUCAGUGUUGGCGUUAAGUCUCUCUAUAUAUAUAUUUCGUCCCUUCUCGUGGUCUUUCCUGCGCAGCCGUGCGGUCUCUCGGAGCUACUCAGUCUCUCUCCAUCCAUUUUUUUUCUACUGUAAAUAGUUGUGUUCACUCAAAUAAAUGAUUUUUUAAGACAA